Candidula unifasciata is the source of this 879-nucleotide messenger RNA. The record is from the annotation of a GenBank genome assembly. NCBI's taxonomy places the organism in Eukaryota, Metazoa, Mollusca, Gastropoda, Stylommatophora, Geomitridae.
AUGUCGUUAGCUUCACGUUUUGUAACUGGACAGACAUUUUCAAAAAUCGCCCACCAGACAAACUUUUCUUGCCAGAUACUGGAUGCCUUUAGUUGCAAACUGAUUGCACCCGGAGGAUUUCCGUAUGAAGCAUAUAAUGGCCAAGCAUGUAUUCAGCCUUGGAGUGUGCUUAAAAUGGUAGAAUACUCUAGAGCGGCUUCAUUUGCAAAUGACAGUUUUAUAGACUGUGGAAAAAUUUAUGAGAAAUACUUUGUUUUUAUUGCUUCGACCGAAACAAGGAUGUUGCCAGAACUUUUCGAUGCAUCUGUUAAAAAAUCACCACUAGAGAUUCAUGUAAAAUUGGAUUACGUUGGAAACACAGCUUUCAAAAUAAAAACAGUAAUUUCACUUCAAGGAACAGGUAUCCUCUUGAGUGAAAACGACACACAAUCCGUUUGUGUGCACAAAGAAACCCGCAAGUCAUCACCUCUGCCCGACUGGUGGAAGGAGAAGUUUUCAGCAGCAAAUGGAGAACCCUUGAAACUUGCCAGGUUGAAGGUUCCAGAAAGUGUGGUGUUGACAGAGCAGCGUUUGCAAGUUCAAGCCAGCGAAGUUGAUCCAUACAUGCAUGUCAACUGGUCAAAUUUUGUGAAAUACUGCCAUGAUGCAUUUAUAAUUUCACAACUACAAAGCCAUCCUGGCAAUUCGGCUGGUAAUUUGUUCAGAAAUGUGAAAAAUUUAUCAGCUUCUUAUAUCAAGGAAUCAAAUUUAGGGGAUUUUAUAACCGUCCGAUUUUGGCAAGAUACUGAUAACAUUGAUGUAUAUAAGUUUCAAAUACUAAAGGAUUUAGAUGUUCUGUCUGAGUGUUGCUUUGAAUAUUACCCAGAUACUGAUUUGUGA